Hevea brasiliensis (rubber tree) is the source of this 2487-nucleotide messenger RNA. RefSeq names its product subtilisin-like protease SBT5.4. The record is from RefSeq and is a predicted model, not a curated record. Gene Ontology annotation, molecular function: serine-type endopeptidase activity. Bases 13 to 2364 code for a protein of 783 amino acids. The transcript has 10 exons. Gene Ontology annotation, biological process: proteolysis. NCBI's taxonomy places the organism in Eukaryota, Viridiplantae, Streptophyta, Magnoliopsida, Malpighiales, Euphorbiaceae.
UGCCCCUUAUAUAUGUGUGAAAAUGGUCUCUCCAUGCUCCAUCGGCUAAGAAUAGCUGAAAGCACAAUGCGGUCCUCAAAGAUUUCAGCUGUGCUUUUAUUUUUCGUUCUUUGUUUAUUUCAAACGCCAGCCUUGGCUAUCAAGAAGUCUUAUAUAGUUUACUUGGGAUCUCAUGCACACGGUGCUCAAGUUUCUGAGGCUGAUCUUCAUGCGGUAACACAGUCUCAUCAUGAGUUUCUUGGCUCCUUUCUUGGAAGUACUGAAAAGGCCAGAGAUGCAAUUUUCUACUCUUACAAACACCAUAUUAAUGGAUUUGCUGCGGUUCUUGAGGAGGAAGAGGCAGCUCAGAUAGCAAAGCAUCCAGAAGUUGUAUCAGUUUUUCCGAACGCAGGGAGAAAGCUACACACAACACAUUCUUGGGAAUUUAUGUCUCUAGAAAUGAAUAGUGGCGUCAUCCACCGUGGUUCCUUGUGGAACAAAGCAAAUUUUGGUGAAGAUACCAUCAUAGCUAAUCUUGACACUGGUGUUUGGCCUGAAUCAGAGAGUUUUAACGAUAAAGGAUAUGGUCCCAUUCCUUCAAGGUGGAAAGGAAUAUGUCAGAAUGACACUGUCCCUUGCAACAGGAAGCUUAUUGGAUCAAGAUUUUUCAAUGAUGGUUAUCGAGCCAGUGGAGGUAUUGUAGAUCCCUCUUAUAACUCUCCUCUGGACUCUGAAGGCCACGGAACUCACACACUAUCAACAACCGGUGGUAACUUCGUUCAUGGAGCCAAUGUCUUUGGUAAUGCCAAUGGAACUACUAAAGGUGGUUCUCCUAGAGCUAGAGUAGCUGCUUACAAGGUGUGCUGGCAUCCAGUCAAUGGCAGUCAAUGCUAUGAUUCUGAUAUCAUGGCAGGGUUUGAUGCUGCUAUCAAUGAUGGGGUUGAUGUGAUUUCUGUGUCGCUUGGUGGGGUUCCUUCUGAUUACUACAACGAUGGAAUUGCAAUUGGUGCGUUCCAUGCUAUUCAGAAGGGUAUUGUAGUAGUUUGCUCUGCAGGAAAUGACGGACCAUUCGCUGGAACUGUAACAAAUAUUGCUCCUUGGAUGAUAACUGUUGGAGCUAGCACCAUGGACCGAGAGUUCCAAACUCUGGUUGAACUCGGCAAUGGGCAACUCCUUAAGGGAACAAGUCUUGCUAAAGCGAUGCCUGAAAAUAAAUUCUAUCCCCUUAUUACUGGCGUGCAGGCUAAGGCUUCUAACGCAUCUGCUGAUGACGCUGAGCUCUGUGAACCAGGAUCGUUGGAUCCUGAAAAGGUCAAGGGUAAGAUCUUGGCUUGUCUCAGAGGGGAUAAUGCAAGAGCUGAUAAGGGUAUGCAAGCUUACUUGGCUGGUGCAGCAGGGAUGAUUCUUUGCAAUGAUAAGAGCAGUGGCAAUGAAAUCAUUUCUGAUACUCAUAUUCUGCCAGCAUCACACAUCAACUAUGCAGAUGGUCUUGCUGUCUUUUCCUACGUCAACAGUUCCAAAAAUCCCAAGGCAUAUAUUAUGCCUCCAGCGCAAUUGAUGGGCACAACUCCUGCUCCGUUCCUGGCUUCAUUUUCCUCUGUUGGGCCGAAUACUAUUACACCUCAGAUCCUGAAGCCUGAUAUUACUGCCCCUGGAGUGAAUGUCAUAGCUGCCUACACUGAAGCAACAAGUCCUACUGGUCUAGAACUUGAUAAGCGUAGGACUCCUUUUAUCUCUAUGUCUGGUACAUCCAUGUCCUGUCCCCAUGUUUCUGGAGUUGUGGGUCUUCUCAAAACACUCCACCCUGACUGGAGUCCUGCUGCAAUUCGAUCAGCAAUCUCAACAACUGCAAAAACAAGAGAUAACACUGUGAAUCCAAUGCUUGAUGGAUCCUUUGUAGAGGCAACACCAUUCAAAUAUGGUUCUGGACAUAUAAGGCCAAAUCGUGCAAUGGAUCCAGGCUUGGUCUAUGACUUAAGUGUGAAGGAUUACUUGGACUUCUUUUGUUCCCAGGGCUACAACGAAACCAUGAUUAAGUUAAUCUCUGGAAGUCCUUAUAAAUGUCCAAAAUCAGCCAGAGUUGAAGAUUUCAACUACCAUUCAAUAUCACUGUCAAAACUAAGAGGCACAGAAACUGUGAAUAGAAAACUGAAGAAUGUGGGUAAGCCAGGAACAUAUGCUGUUCGUAUUAGAGAACCAUAUGGAAUUUCAGUAAAUGUUGAGCCAAAGAUUUUGAAAUUUGACAAGAUUGGAGAAGAGAAGACCUUUAAGGUCACUUUUAAAGCUAAGUGGGCAGGUGCAGCAGCUUCAAGCCAUCAAUUUGGAGCUCUAAUAUGGUCAGAUGGUUACCACUAUGUUAGGAGUCCAAUUACAGUUGAGGCCUGAUAGAAUUUUCAGUCUUUCUUUGGUUUAAUUUUUUAUUUUUAGGUGAAGUUUUAUUAUCCUUGGAGGUUUUUUUGUUUCCUUAUGGACAAGUGGAUCAAAUUAUUUGCACAUUUUUUCUUCUCA